Dothidotthia symphoricarpi CBS 119687 is the source of this 2637-nucleotide messenger RNA. Its product is annotated as Pet127-domain-containing protein. Gene Ontology annotation, biological process: mitochondrial RNA 5'-end processing. The transcript has 2 exons. Bases 170 to 2527 code for a protein of 785 amino acids. The record is from RefSeq and is a predicted model, not a curated record. Gene Ontology annotation, cellular component: mitochondrion; mitochondrial envelope. Lineage: Eukaryota; Fungi; Ascomycota; Dothideomycetes; Pleosporales; Dothidotthiaceae.
CCAGCGCGGGUCGACGAACCCAGGCUCCGCGCGUCGCCCUGGUGUUGACUUGCGGCCAUGCACGCCAAGCUGCCGAUCGCUGAAUUUCUGUUUGCAGGCCAGCCCCGUCGCCGCUGCCGUCGUGGUCGCUGUCGCUGUCGCAUCCACUCCCCCGCACGCCGCCCUCUCGAUGCUCGCCCGCAAGCUCGUGCAAGCCUCGUCAUGGCGUAGCCCCCCCGCCAGUCUGCGCUGUGCUGCACGCCGCCACCUGCCCGCGCCACAGCACCGCCGCCUGAACACCACCGGCCCGUUGUUGGAGAGGAGCAAGGCUGCACGGCGAAAGGGCCCCGACAAGACUCCCCCGCACAAGGGGAAGAAGGGCGUUUCAUCUACGUCAUCCCCCGACACGCAGGAUGCCGGCGACGAAGAGAAGGAUGUCGUGAGAAGGGUUGCAGGAAGGGACCAUAAAGAGGGUGCCAAAACCAAGGACGACCGAGAUGGGGGCCCGGGCAUCUCUCUCAAGGAGGCUCUGCUGGGAAAGACCAAGAAGGCGAGGGCGAGCAAUCUCCCCAUAAAAAUUCUCUCGCCAGAUGACCUGACCUUCGAGCCCGUCAACGUCGACAAGCCCCCCGUCCCCAUGCUGUCCUAUGGCCUCGACCGCGUGCUCUUCAACCCCGGUGUGUACCACCUGCAGGACCCUCGCUCGCGCGUAUACAACUUCGACCCCUACCUCGAGAAGAUCAUGCCAGUCAGCGAGUUCGACUUCGAGGCGCUGAGCGAAUACAAGACCUCAUCCAAGGAUGAAGAAUUGCUAGCCAUCACCAGGCGCUCGGGCACAAAGUUCACUGGCUCCACGUCCAGCAUGUCUGGCAUUCUGCAGCACUUCCACUACGCCCUUUCAGGCUUCAGGAAGCUCAAUCACGAAAUGUUGUCUCGCACGUACCCCGACCCCUCGAACAAAUUCUCCAAAAUCACGACAGGCCCAAGCGCCGUCUUUCUGCGAUACAAGGAUGGCAUAUACGCUCUGGACGCCGACAAGUCGUACGACACACCCAACAUCAUGAGCUGGCUCGGACAUUCUCUCGAGAAGCUCUUGACGACAGACCGAGGCGAGUUUGAGCGCUUCCGCAGAUCUAGCCCGGAAAAGGCACCAUCCGAAGACAACUCCGCUAGAUGCUAUCACUACUCGAGGCAAGGCAACUUCUUGAUGAGAUCUCAACUAGACGCACAUGAUCCUCGCCUUCCUGGGAGUGGCGUAUUCGAUCUGAAGACAAGAGCUGUCGUUUCCAUCCGCAUGAACCACAAAGAGUACGAAGAAGGGCUGGGCUACCAACUCCGCUUCGCCCAAGGCCAGUGGGAGUCUUUCGAACGAGAAUUCUACGACAUGACCCGAGCGACCCUGCUCAAGUACUCGCUGCAAGUUCGCAUGGGUCGCAUGGACGGUAUCUUCUUGGCUUAUCACAAUAUCGAGCGCAUCUUCGGAUUCCAAUAUCUGAGCAUAGCGGAUAUGGAUAGGGUGCUCCAUGGCCAAGAAGACACGUGUUUGGGUGACCAGGAAUUCAAGCUCUCCAUUUCACUGCUGGACGAGCUGAUGGAGAAGGCCACCAAGGAAUUCCCAGAAACAUCCAUCCGAUUGCACUUUGAGUCACGCGACACCAAGACUCCAUUCAUGUACGUUUUCGCUGAGCCAGUCACUGAAGAGCAAGCGGACGAGAUUCAGAGUACCGGAGAAGCUGUCCAGAAAGAGUUUGCGCGGAACGUUGUAGGUGUGGGGAAGGACAACCCAGAGGUCCAGGCAGCCUGGCAAAACAUCCAGGACCAGGUCGAUGAGCAAGUUGACGAGGACAAGAGGGGAAUCCCGGCCGACAAGGCUCAGGAGGGUGAAGCGGAUGUCGAAGUGACCGAGGAUGCCGAAACUGCGGCCACAGAAGAGGGUACGAGUGAAGCCGACGAGGUGAAGGAAGAUGAGGGGGCGGAUGAGGUUGACGAAGGGCUUGUAGUUGAGGAGGAGACUGAAGUUGACGAAGGGCUUGUAGUUGAGGAGGAGAUUGAAGUUGAAGAGGCCACCGAGACUUCCGACGCCGAGGAAACGGAUGAAACCACCGAGAGCACCCCAGCGCCUGAACCAGAGGAAAAGGGACCACUCAUCGGUUGGACAUUGACAGUCCGCAGCAAGGUCAACGACGGAUACGUAGACCGACCGCAAGCCCUAACCCCGGACGACAACUGGUCAAUCGAGUACCACAUACAAGAGAUAGAACCAAGCACACGAUGGAGGCUGUAUGACGCACUCAAGAAGCGACGACACCAGCUCGUCGGCUUGACUGACCAGGAGGCUGCCCAGAGUCUCAUCCAUUACCGUAACUUGAUCAACGAGUACAGCGUCCGUGGACGCAAGUGGAGAGACACACAGGACAAGAUCGACAAGGAGAAGGGCGUGCGGCUGUUCAGGCCUCUGGGGCCUGGUUCCGACGCUGCGCAAGAGGCGUCGGUAUCUGAUGGGUCGACAGAGCAGAAGGAGACGGUUUCUGCAAGCAAGGAGUCGUGAUGGUAAUGACUAGACGAGGGAAAUGCUGUUGAAAUACUGUAAAACACACUGUACAUUCUAAAAUAGACUUGACGAGGGCAACGAUUGUAAGAUUUAUGGCAUGGAAAGGG